This is a messenger RNA of Penaeus monodon (black tiger shrimp), 810 nucleotides long. RefSeq names its product histidine-rich protein PFHRP-II-like. Lineage: Eukaryota; Metazoa; Arthropoda; Malacostraca; Decapoda; Penaeidae. The transcript has 3 exons. Gene Ontology annotation, cellular component: extracellular matrix. The record is from RefSeq and is a predicted model, not a curated record. Bases 41 to 550 code for a protein of 169 amino acids.
GGGUUAAUGUGUGUACAAGCCAGCACGCCUUAGAUACAACAUGUUCUCCGUUCAGGUUCCUGUCCUUCUGGUCAUGGUGGCCGCGGCGGUGGCCAAACCUGCGCAAUUGGGCCAUGGCCAUGGCAUUAACGUGCACCACGCGGGCAGCCACCACCAUGGUGUGGACGUUCACCAUGGACCUCCGAUCUACACUCCUGCCAGUCACCAUGGGGGCGUAGCUCACCAUACCGUCGAGGUCCACCACGAAGCCGCCGUUGUGCCUGUUCCCGUCUUGAAACCUGUCCCUGUUGUUCACCCCGUCCCUGUCCCUGUGCAUCCGAGCGCCCCGGCUCACUACAGCUUCAACUACGGUGUCCAGGAUGACUACAAGGGCACGAACUUCGGCCACGCAGAGUCACGCGACGGCUACAACACAGAAGGCGUGUACUACGUGCACCUCCCCGACGGGCGCCUCCAGACGGUCAAGUACUACGCGGACGAGCACGGCUUCCACCCCGAAGUCAGCUACAAGGGCGUCGCGCACCACGACACCGGAAUUGUACACCACUAAGACCUCUGUUUCGUUGGAAUUCGUUCGUGUUUUCCAAGUAUUCGUUCUUCAUUUCGCAGGUUCUCGAUCGCUGUGUAAAUUGUACUUAUACUUAAACCAUUAAAUUUCCUUGAUUUUUUCCCCUUCUGAUAUUGUACAGUAUAUAAUAAGCGCCUCUGAUAUUCCUUAUCGAGGGGUCGCUAGUGUAAUGAUGGCACAACGAAAGGACUGCAUGUUUAUACACAUGAACGAGUAAAUAAAUGAUAUAUCUCAUUUCCUUC